AUGGACUUAAUACUGCCAUUGUUGAUCAAUAUUGGUGAGGAUGAGGAAUUUUCUCAUGAUCAUGUAACAUAUGUCUUGAUCCAAGUUAAAAAUUAUCAAAGCGGAAAUGAUCCUAGUUAUCCAAUGACAGCAACAUCAUUACUUUCUCCAGAUAAUGCUGGUAUUGAGGAAGUUGCAACAAACCCAUUUAUUGCUCUUUACAUGCAACUAGGAACACCAAAAGCAUCAUUUGAUAUUCCCAGUCCUGAUUACAUCACAAGAAACAUCAAGAAGAAUUUGGAAGAACUUGAACAACCAGAGGCUUCAACAAAGCCUAGAACAAGGGCAAAUACAAAGAGAAAAUUGAAGGAUCAUGCAACUGAUAUUGGAUCAGUGAAUCUUUCAAAGCGUUCUAGAUCAGAUGCUACUACGAGUCGUAUACAUUACCAGACAGCCAUUGCGUUGUUUGGCUUGUCACGUGAAAUUUAUGGCAUUUUCCCAGACUUGGCACAAGCUAGGGAAGCAACCUCAUCUGCUGCAAUUGUACAACCCACACCCACUUCAGAUAUCACAGAACUCCUAAAAAUAAUGUUGAAAACAUGGGCAGAACCUCGUAAUCUUCAGAGUACAGAAGCCCAAAAGGGACUAAUCACAAGAAUGAGUCCUCACAUUUACAACACAAAGAAACCCUGGCAAUCCAUAGCAAUGGAUGAGAAUGACGAAGAUGGCAACUCUGAAGCAGAAUAA
Messenger RNA from Paraglomus occultum, 726 nucleotides. Lineage: Eukaryota; Fungi; Glomeromycota; Glomeromycetes; Paraglomerales; Paraglomeraceae. The record is from the annotation of a GenBank genome assembly.